This is a messenger RNA of Equus quagga, 4415 nucleotides long. It is a transcript of the gene TP53INP2, whose product is annotated as tumor protein p53 inducible nuclear protein 2. Gene Ontology annotation, cellular component: nucleus; autophagosome. The coding region runs from base 627 to 1292 and encodes 221 amino acids. The transcript is spliced from 4 exons. Lineage: Eukaryota; Metazoa; Chordata; Mammalia; Perissodactyla; Equidae. Gene Ontology annotation, biological process: positive regulation of DNA-templated transcription; autophagosome assembly. The record is from RefSeq and is a predicted model, not a curated record.
UGAUGUAGGAGAGGGGUGGGAGGUACAAGUUCCCUUCUGUUUGGCUGUUCAUCACCUCCCUGACCCCCAGGGUUGUCAGCUAGGAAGGACUGAACUGGCCUAGUGAUGGUGUUUACAAGGCUUGUGCUGCCCCUCUCUCUGCUCACAGAGGGCCCAGAGAAGGAGUAGGAGAAAGAGAGCUUCUGACUUCCCCAGUGGAUGGGCCCAGAGGCUAGACGAGGAGCCCCAUCCCAGCCUGGGUUUUGCUCAAGGAUGGGUUGAGGUAGUGGUGGCUUGGGGCUCAAGUGCUAUUCCGGGCACGGCUGCUGUAGUUAUUAAAGGGAAUGGUUCUCCCUGGAGCAGAGCUGGGAAUGUGAGAACCAGGAAGCUGGCAGGGCUGGGAAAGAAAAUCUGAGAGGCUCCCCCAGUGGUCAUGAGUGGGCAGGCGCUGGCUGGCUGGUGCUGCUGUUACUCCUGGCUCUGUCGAUGACUUGCUGUGUGACCUCAGGCAGGAAGCUUCCCCCCACUGAGCCUCCCUUACCUCAAUCUGUAAUUUGAGGAGGCCCGGAGAGGCUCUGGCACACAGUGGGUACUCUGGUUUCUGCACUGCCAUCGGGCGCCCCCUGAGGCCGCUUCACUUCCCCACCAUGUUCCAGCGCCUCACUAGCCUUUUCUUCAGCAACCCCCAGCCCACUGAGGACCCUGACUGCCCGGGAGCCUUCGUCUCCGAGGAGGAUGAAGUGGAUGGCUGGCUCAUCAUUGACUUGCCGGACAGCUACGCGGCUCCACCCAGCCCUGGGGCCGCCCCUGCCCCCGCAGGCCGCCCUCCGCCCGCGCCCUCCUUGAUGGACGAGAGCUGGUUUGUUACCCCUCCCGCCUGUUUUACUGCAGAGGGGCCCGGACUUGGGCCCGCCCGCCUCCAGAGCAGCCCCCUGGAGGACCUCCUCAUCGAGCACCCCAGCAUGUCCGUUUACGUCACCGGCAGCACCAUAGUGCUGGAGCCCGGGCCCCCUUCCCCGCACCCCGACGCUGCCCUGCCUGACGGUGACCUUAGCGAUGGGGAGUUGGCGCCUGCCCGCCGAGAGCCCCGGGCCCUGCACCACGCCGCCGCCCCUCUGCCGGCGCGCGCUGCGCUGCUGGAGAAGGGGGGCCAGGCGCGGCGGCUGCAGCGGGCCCGGCAGCGGGCCGAGCGCCACGCGCUGAGCGCCAAGGUGGUGCAACGGCAGAACCGCGCCCGCGAGAGCCGCCCGCGCCGCCCCAAGCACCAGGGCAGCUUCGUCUACCAGCCGUGCCAGCGCCAGUUCAACUACUGAGCGUCCGCUGGCCGCACCACAGCCCCCUCGCCGACGCCUGACCCCUGUCGGGCCCCUCCGCCGCAGCCAGUGCGCUGCUCGAGGGGCGCCCGAGGCCCGCCUCAGGCUGGACAUCACAACCUUCCUCUUUCUUAAGUGUGUGAGGUGGGGUGAUAGCCCCCCUCUCCCUCAAUGUCCCCACCUCUGAUCCUCUAAUCUGCCUCUGAAUCCCCCCCUGUCUUUCACCCUUCCUCCUCUGGCCGCCAUGCCCAGCAUCUAAUCCUCCAUUUCCCCUACCCCGACACUCCAUUCUUCCUUCUCUGGUCCGCGUCCCGCAUCCCGCCCUCUGCCCUGACAUUCCCCUUCAUCCUUGUCCCCUAGUCCUCUACCUCUGGCCCACUCCUGAUUCUCAGUCUUUCUUCCAGUCCCAGAUCUGGCUCAUUCCCUACCUUCACCUCCCACUUUACGAGCCACACCCUAUCUCAUGUUUGGCACUACACUCAUUCCUUCUCCCUUAUUAUUCAUUCCCAGUAAUUCCCUCCCAAAUGGGGGGGGGGGGGGGGGCGGGGAGGAGAGACACUGAAACUAAAGGGUUCUGCCCUUAGUCUCCCCCUUCCCUCUCCCCUGGGGGCUGGGCUCCUUGGAGUUGCUUAGGCAUGAAAAGGUGAUGUACGUGGAAGAGGUCUGUGAGAUGUGAGCUAGAGGGAGAAGGUGGAGGGAAUCAAGGGAAAGAGACAGCCUACUGGAGAGGUAGACAGGACAGACAGGUUGAGAAGCUAUAAGGAGCAGGGCACCAUGGGAGCUGGCACUGUGCUUGCUCAGAGAGGCCAAACUCUGCUCUCAGGCUGAAGCCUAGAGUCUACCCCCACUUCCCUUUCCUAUAAUUCCACCUCCCAAAUCUCUUCCUGAAAUCCAACCCUCUGCAGGCCCUUGAGUCUGAAGGGCUUAGUUAGUAUCUUGCUGCCCCAUCCACAACAUGUCACCCCAGGAGUAGAGGCUGGGCAAGGCCCUGCCAUCCUGGCCAUCUGUUCACAUGCCCAAGGUGCUAGAACUAGCUUAGGAGAGAUGCAGGUCAGAGGGCUUCUAGGCAGGGGAAGUGCACACCCCAGAGUAAGAAUGCAGAGGAAUGAUGCUGUGGAGGUGAAGCCAUCCCAAGACUGACAGCUCAGUCUUCAUCUUGCUCUAGCCUUGUAUUUCACACCCUGCCCAGGACGGCUAAUAAACAUUCUUGGGUAGGAGGCCAGGAGCCCCACUGUCCCAAUCCCCAAAUAGUCCUUAUCCAGGUUCAGGGCCUUCAGGGGCCUCUGCUCAUUUUCUCCCUCAGGGCUCUCUUCCUUUCUACGCUGUGGGAGAAAUGGGUGCCCUAUGGUUCCCCUCCCCUCCCCCUCCAGUAAGUACUUGGAGAAGGGAACCCGAAUCCCUGGGUGAGACAGAGGGGUCGGGGCAGCCAGCUUUCCCCUUCUCAUGGUGAGACUGAAUUUUGGGCUCAGACACCAGCAACAGCCUCUUGGGAUGCCCCGAGUUGCUUCCCUUUUUCUCUUUCUAACAGUCCUUUUCUAGUGUGUGCUCUUCUUCCUUGAAACUUUUAAGAUUUCCUGUUACAUACUAACAUAAGUCUUCCCCCUCACCCCAAUUCCAGGUUUCCAGCUGCCUUCCCUGACCUUAGAGCCCCAAGCCUCAUGUGGGGUGUGUGGGCAAGGCAGGGGGUAGCCCCAUGAAUACUGGGAUGGGGACAGAGGAAGCCCUGUUGGAGUCUCCUAUGCAAGGGAGUAAGCCAAAUUUACACUAAAAGCAGAUCAAAGUCCCCACACCAGUCCACUAGGGUCCCAGUAGCUGACAACCUUGCUCCUCUCCCCAAGGUUCUCCUUCAGCUAGGACCUAGUCACUUUUAUUCUUCCAGCCAACCCUUGGUCGUUUCACAGCCAGCUUAAGGUCUUCAGCACUUCCAAGAACUGAAACUCCCUCCAAUUCUUCCUGCCUAUUCCUUUACUGCCAGCUUGGGCCUAGGCUCAGUCCUGGGCAGUGCCCAGGAUCCUUCUGGUGCGGGAAGAGUGAGACAUAGUGCAUUUGGCUCAGAUUUCAAAGGGCCUCUCCCUUACCCAUAUUUCUGGAGUCUCCUGUAGUUCUAGAACCCUCCAAUCUCAUCACCAGGCUAGUUGCAAGGCUCAUGUUUUUGUACUUUCCUAUAGAUUCUGUAGCAUUGAGUGUGGCAGUAUUUUAAUUGUGUAUAGAUUUCUAAGAACCAACACUACUCAGUCUCCUGCUAGUCUGACUCCUGAAGCAUCAGAACUUGUCAUACUGUACUGACUGUGUAUGUGCCUUUCACCUUGAGCAUGCUUCAGGAUAUAUUUUUUUAAACCACAGAACUUGAAUACAUGAGGGAACCAGAAUUCACAAAGUCCUAUGCAACCUUAGACAGGAGGGGGUUAGAGAGUCUGUCUUGACUGAUGUUUUCAGAGACCCUGGAGAAGUCUGUUCCAGUUUGUGAGUAUUAGUUAAUGUCAAUACUACCAGCACUUUGCCAAAACUGAGUAUGUCAGAGGGACUCCUGUUUCUAGAAAGAGUCCCAAUUACAUCAAAGGGCAACUUAGAGUAAUUCCCCAAUCUGUCUGAGUGCUCUCUUCAAGCUGGGUGUCACUUUUCAGCCUUUGCCAGUCUGGCCCCAGCAGGGUAACACGUGUGUAUGAAUGCAGUUUGCUGCUGUUCUGGAGUAUGCCUGCUCCCCAGCCCCCACCUGGAACCCUGAUGAAUUUGUUCUGACCCAUAAUGUCUUAGGUGAAACGAGGACCCCACCAGAGCUCUUGGAUGCCUCCUCAGAUCCAUGUGGCUUUAUGUGAGGGAACUGAAUGCAGACAUACCUUAGCCCCUUAUAUUUUCCCUCUUGCCCUGCCACGUAGUUCCAAAUGGAACCAACAAGUUGAGUGCAUCCCUCUUGGGUGUUUUGUGUUGAGAUUGGCUGAAAUGAGGAGACUCUGGGUGACCGUGUUGUGACAUGUCAACAGACUCAAGGACACAACCACCUCGACUUGGUCAUGUGGCAUGCCUGUGUAUGUGUGUAACAGGAUUCUGAUUGUUAAACUGUAAUGUUAUCCUCUAUGGGAGAAAAAAAUUAAUAUAAAGAAAAAUAAAAAUCUAUUUAAAGCA